Messenger RNA from Scaptodrosophila lebanonensis, 1902 nucleotides. It is a transcript of the gene VhaAC39-1, whose product is annotated as V-type proton ATPase subunit d 1. Gene Ontology annotation, biological process: proton transmembrane transport; vacuolar transport; vacuolar acidification. Lineage: Eukaryota; Metazoa; Arthropoda; Insecta; Diptera; Drosophilidae. Gene Ontology annotation, cellular component: early endosome; plasma membrane proton-transporting V-type ATPase complex; lysosomal membrane. Gene Ontology annotation, molecular function: proton-transporting ATPase activity, rotational mechanism. The record is from RefSeq and is a predicted model, not a curated record. The transcript is spliced from 3 exons. Bases 233 to 1285 code for a protein of 350 amino acids.
GAGGAGUUGUAAUCAUAUGACUUGUCGAUCGAUAUAGAAAAAAGGUUGAGUUUUCUUUUGCGCUGCGUUGGAAGUUUCGUUAUUGCCACACAUUUCGCGCAAACCACAGAGCGGUCAUAGAAGCGUAGAGUGAUAGGAAACAGACCAAAUUAAAAACAGCCAUAAAGCAACUCUUGUUUUUUCUCUGUCUCUGUCCGUGUGUUGUGCCUGUGCAUUUAUUUAGAUUGCAAAAAUGAACAGCGCUGGCUUUAUGUUCAACAUUGACAACGGCUACUUGGAGGGCCUAUGCCGUGGAUUCAAGUGCGGCAUUUUGAAGCAGGCGGACUACCUAAAUCUGGUGCAGUGCGAGACCUUGGAGGACCUGAAGCUGCAUCUGCAGGGCACUGAUUAUGGCAGCUUUCUGGCCAACGAGCCCUCACCACUCUCGGUGUCGGUGAUUGACGAUAAGCUGCGCGAGAAACUGGUCAUCGAGUUCCAGCAUAUGCGCAACCAUGCUGUGGAGCCGCUGUCCAACUUCCUGGACUUUAUCACCUAUGGCUACAUGAUCGACAACAUCAUCUUGCUCAUCACGGGCACUUUGCACCAGCGCCCCAUUUCCGAGCUGAUACCCAAAUGCCACCCGUUGGGCAGCUUCGAGCAGAUGGAGGCCAUACAUGUGGCAUCAACGCCCGCUGAGCUCUACAAUGCCGUGCUGGUGGACACACCUCUGGCACCCUUCUUUGUCGACUGCAUUUCUGAGCAGGAUCUCGACGAAAUGAACAUCGAAAUCAUUCGCAACACGUUGUACAAGGCAUAUUUGGAGGCAUUCUACAAUUUCUGCAAGAAGAUGGGAGGCGCCACUGCCGAUGUCAUGUGCGAAAUUCUGGCUUUCGAGGCCGAUCGUCGCGCCAUCAUCAUUACCAUCAACUCUUUCGGCACCGAACUGUCCAAGGAUGACCGAGCCAAGUUGUAUCCCAACUGUGGCAGGAUGUAUCCGGAUGGCUUAGCCGCUUUGGCACGUGCCGAUGACUACGAACAGGUGAAGACCGUGGCCGAAUAUUAUGCCGAAUAUGCAGCACUAUUCGAUGGCUCCGGCAACAACCCCGGCGACAAGACGCUCGAGGACAAGUUCUUUGAGCACGAGGUUAAGCUGAAUGUGUUCGCCUUCUUGCAACAAUUUCAUUUUGGAGUCUUCUAUGCGUACCUCAAGCUCAAGGAGCAGGAGUGCCGCAACAUUGUCUGGAUUGCCGAGUGUGUCGCCCAGAAGCAUCGCGCCAAAAUCGACAACUAUAUACCCAUUUUCUAAGCGGGGGUCAUGUGCUUGGGCAUCGCACUAGCCAAUAUACAAAAUAAUUAUUAAUUUUUUUUCGUGCGUAUUUUUUUUUUUGUGUUUCCCCUCUUGUUAUUGCAACUGUUUAUAUAUAAUUAUUAUAAUACGAUACUAUGUAUGUAUUUCUGUCUGGGUAUUAUUGUUGCCACUCACACACACACACAAAAGCAAGCACACAUAACAUUUUAAUGUGCAAUCAGCGCAGCUGUUCAGUUUUCCGUUUACAGUCAUCCAAGUCGACAAGCAUAUGUAUAUGCCCAGUAUUUUAUUGCGCUGUCCUUCCAUGCCGGUGCAACUGCAUGUUUAUCAAAUAUAUUAAAUACAUACAUAUAUAUAGUGCAUGCGUUGUAUUUGUAAGCUUCAGCUAUAUAUCUUCGGAGGGAUUUUUACGGCGGGGGUCCAUUGAAGUCAUUAUUGAAUAUGUGUACAUAUGUAUAAUUAACAAUGUGGAAGGACACGGAGAUUGCAAACAAAUCAUUUAUGUUAACUACUAUAUAGAGACAAUUACAUGUUACAUAAAUAACUGCGUAUACAUACACACCUAUAAGAAAUGAAUGAAUUAUUAAAACAUGUUUCCAAACAUUCCUGUAAAA